AUGUGUGUUAAGACAAAGCCACGUUUUUUGCUCUUUGUGCUGUUGUUGCUAUUCGUUUCCCAUAGGACUUGCUUCUCCAUUGUAGAUGAUACCCUUUUGGUUGGCGAAUCUCUCUCUGCACGCGAGACCCUAAUAUCUCAAAACGGCACUUUUGAACUCGGUUUCUUCCAGCCAGGCACUUCUGAACUCGGUUUCUUCCAGCCAGGCACUUCUGUAAACAUUUACCUGGGAAUAUGGUAUAAGAACUUUGUAAAUAAGAUGAUUGUUUGGGUAGCAAACAGGGAGAGCCCUUCAAACGACCCAGCUUCAUCGAAACUUGAAUUGUCAGCUGAUGGCAAUCUUGUCUUGCUGACGAAUUUCACCAAAACAAUUUGGUCAACAGCUCUUGCAUCUUCAAUGUCGAAUACUAGUACAGCAGAAGCAGUACUUCUUGAUGAUGGAAACUUUGUCGUAAGAGAUGGCUCAAAUCCAUCUACCAUAUAUUGGCAGAGUUUCGAUUAUCCAACUGACACAUGGCUACCUGGUGGUAAGCUUGGAAUCAACAAGCACACUGGGCAAGUGCGGCGGCUUAUUUCCUGGAAAAACUCAGAAGAUCCUGCACCAGGUAUGUUCUCGAUGGGGAUCGACCCAACUGGAAGUGGUCAGUUUUUCAUAGAGUGGAACAGGUCACACUGGUAUUGGAGCAGUGGUCAUUGGGAUGGAGAAAUAUUUGCCUUGGUGCCUGAGAUGAGAAGAAACUAUAUUUUCAAUUUUAGUUAUGUAUCAAAUGAAAAUGAAAGCUAUCUCACCUAUUAUUUGUACAAUACCUCACUUCUUUCCAGAUUCGUGAUUGCUGUGUCAGGACAGAUUCAACAACUCUCAUGGAUAGACAGUUCUUGGGGUUGGUUUCUUUUUUGGUCUCAACCAAAAGUCCAAGCUGGUGUUUAUGGUUUAUGUGGGGCUUUUGGAGUCUUUCAUGAAAAUUCAUCAAGCUCUUGUGAAUGCCUGAAAGGUUUUAAACCAUUAGUACAAAAUGAUUGGUCAAGUGGUUGUAUUAGGAAAUCUCCUUUGCAGUGUCAAAAUAAGAGAAGUGUGGGAAAGGAAGAUGGAUUCCUAAAGAUUUCGAAUCUGACAUUACCUGCAAAUUCAAAAACACAUCAGAAAGUGAGUGCUGAAAGAUGUAGAUUGGAUUGCAUGGAAAUUUGUUCUUGCGUGGCUUAUGCCUAUAACAAUAACAGUGGGUGUUCUUUGUGGGAAGGAGAUCUUAUAAACUUACAACAAAAUUCAGGGGUUGCUGUUGGCCGGGCUGGAGCAGAAAUUUACAUCAGACUUGCUGCUUCUGAGCUUGAACUACAGAUUGGUAAUGGCAGUACCGGAACAGAUAAAAACGCAGACGCAGUGUUCCCUGUCGAAAAAAUAGGUAAUAUCAAAAGGACAAUACGGACAACCUUGGCUGUGGCUAUUCCAACUACUCUGAUUACCUUCGGCCUCUUCAUGUACUUCAGAUGUCUGCGCAAAGGAAAGCUCAUACACAGAGGGAAGGAAUAUACAGGUCACGAUUUAUUGCUCUUUGAUUUCGAUACCGAUCCUAGCUCAACAAACAAAGAAUCUAGCUCUGUUGACAAUCGGAAGAAUAGAUGGAGUAAGAACAUGGAAUUGCCAUUGUUCAGUUAUGAGAGCGUAUCAGUUGCAACUGGACAAUUCUCAGACAAGCUUGGAAAGGGAGGAUUUGGACCUGUUUAUAAGGGCAAAUUACCUACGGGACUGGAAAUAGCAGUGAAGAGGCUCUCAGAAAGAUCUGGGCAGGGGCUUGAGGAGUUCAGAAAUGAGACAAUUCUAAUCGCCAAACUCCAGCACCGGAAUCUUGUCAGGCUAUUAGGUUCCUGUAUUGAACGGGAUGAGAAAAUGCUAAUCUAUGAGUACAUGCCAAAUAAAAGCUUGGAUUUCUUUCUCUUUGAUGCAAACAGAGGACAAAUCUUAGAUUGGGGUACACGGAUUCGGAUAAUCGAAGGAAUUGCUCAAGGCCUUCUGUAUCUACAUAGAUACUCGCGGUUACGAAUCAUUCACAGGGAUUUAAAACCUAGCAACAUUCUAUUAGACAGUGAGAUGAAUCCAAAAAUAUCUGAUUUCGGGAUGGCUCGAAUUUUCGGAGGCAACGAAACUCAAGAACACACCAACAGGAUCGUUGGAACAUAUGGCUAUAUGUCCCCUGAAUAUGCUAUGGAGGGUCUCUUCUCAAUAAAAUCAGAUGUGUUUAGCUUCGGGGUGCUGGUACUUGAGAUUGUGAGCGGCAAGAAGAACACUAGUUUCUACCACAGCGACACCCUCCAUCUUCUUGGACAUGCAUGGAAGUUAUGGAAUUCUAAUAAAGCUUUGGACUUGAUGGAUCCAAUCCUGGGAGAUCCUCCUUCAACUGCUACGCUGUUGAGAUACAUAAACAUAGGGCUUCUUUGUGUCCAGGAAAGUCCUGCUGAUCGGCCUACAAUGUCUGAUGUUAUAUCCAUGAUCGUAAACGAACACGUAGCUCUCCCAGAACCUAAGCAACCUGCUUUUGUUGCAGGUAGAAACAUGGCAGAACAAAGACCAUUGAUGAGCUCUUCUGGGGUACCUUCCGUGAAUAAUAUGACAAUAACGGCGAUAGAUGGGAGAUAGUUUUUUCAUCAAGAGGUCUAAAGGACAUGAAGCUACUUCAUCAGAGGAAGCUAUGAGUAUGGAACGUAGACCAAGCUUAUUUGUAUAAGUUCUCCGAUUUGAAUCGUACAAUUGUUUGUUUCAGUUUUUCCUAUUAUUUUCGUUGUAUUGAAACACGAACAACAUCAAAUCAAGUAUUCAUAGAACACAUUUAAUUCAAA
This is a messenger RNA of Populus trichocarpa (black cottonwood), 2831 nucleotides long. Its product is annotated as G-type lectin S-receptor-like serine/threonine-protein kinase B120. Gene Ontology annotation, biological process: recognition of pollen; protein phosphorylation. Gene Ontology annotation, molecular function: protein serine/threonine kinase activity; ATP binding. The coding region runs from base 1 to 2631 and encodes 876 amino acids. The transcript is spliced from 8 exons. The record is from RefSeq and is a predicted model, not a curated record. Lineage: Eukaryota; Viridiplantae; Streptophyta; Magnoliopsida; Malpighiales; Salicaceae.